Molecule: messenger RNA, 1059 nt
Organism: Microdochium trichocladiopsis
Lineage: Eukaryota; Fungi; Ascomycota; Sordariomycetes; Xylariales; Microdochiaceae
Exons: 3
Coding region: 1-1059 (352 amino acids)
Biological process (GO): secondary metabolic process
Source: RefSeq, a predicted model, not a curated record
AUGCCUCCCCUCUCUACCAUCCGCGUUUCAAAUUCGCGCAUCACCGCAGCCACAGCGCCGCGUGUAGCUGUCUUCACAGGCGCCACUCAGGGCAUUGGUAAGGCUACCCUGACGCAGCUUGUCGGGGUUGGUACACCAAUCACGAUAUACCUUAUUGGUCGGAAUGGGUCAACUCAGGAAGGAUUCCUGGAGGAACUGAGGGCAUCGAACCAACAGGCCAAAAUCGUGUGGUUGGAAGGACAGGUUUCCCUGUUAUCGGAGACGAAAAGGUUAUGUGACGAGAUCAAGAGCCGCGAGAAGAGCAUCGAUCUUCUCUUUUUCUGCGCAGCCUACGUCGCAUUGGGGGGUCGGAGAGACACAUCAGAAGGCUACGACACCGCAAUAACCCUGGCGUUUUGGGGCCGAGCCCUCUUUACCAGUCUCCUCCUCCCCCUUCUCCGCAAUUCCGCUGCUUCCUCCUCCUCGUCCGCCUCUGCGUCCCCAUCCUACGCACCACGAGUGAUCAGUAUCGGCGCAGCGGGCCUAGAAUCUGCCAGUGUCCCCCUCGACGAUUUGGACCUCAAGUCCCCCAAAAUCUUUGGCCCCUUGGUCUGUGCCAAAACCUGCGCGACUAUGAGCACGGUGUUUUACGACCAUCUGGCUUCCUCCCCAGGGAAUGAAGGUGUGGUGUUCAUCUACAACCACCCGGGCAACGUGGACACCAAUAUUCUGAAGAACGGCUGGGGAGAAGGAUCGUGGGGUCCGACAUUGGUCGGUCUCGUCCAGCGCUUGGUUUGGCCGUUGAUACGGUUGUUUGGUGUAGGCGGGAUCACAGCUGCAGUGAGUGGGGAGCGGAGUUUGUUUUUAUGCACUAGUGCGAUGUUUGGUGGGAGGGGUGUGUCUGUUGAUGGUUGUGGAAGGGGCAGAACGUUAGCGGGAAGGGAGAUGGGAGGUAUAUUUUGUGUGCCGGAAAAUAUCGAGUGUAUCCAGCCUCAGGAGGUGGUUGGGAAAUUAUUUGUUAAUGGAGGGAGGGAGAAGAUUUUGGAGAAAGUGGACGAGGUUCUCAAGCCAUAUCUUUGA